Molecule: messenger RNA, 1332 nt
Organism: Papilio machaon (common yellow swallowtail)
Lineage: Eukaryota; Metazoa; Arthropoda; Insecta; Lepidoptera; Papilionidae
Product: segmentation protein fushi tarazu
Exons: 2
Coding region: 1-1332 (443 amino acids)
Biological process (GO): anterior/posterior pattern specification; negative regulation of transcription by RNA polymerase II
Cellular component (GO): nucleus
Molecular function (GO): DNA-binding transcription factor activity, RNA polymerase II-specific; RNA polymerase II cis-regulatory region sequence-specific DNA binding
Source: RefSeq, a predicted model, not a curated record
AUGUCAUCAGUGGCGGCCGGCAAUCGUGCAAGUGACAUGUGGACCAAUAGUGCAGAUCUAUACUCGCAAAGUAUACGUCAAGGAAACCCUAACCAUGCCUACCAAUAUCCGACACCUCCGAAUGGCUUUGCACAUUACCAAAACAAUUUCUAUCAGCAAAACAGUGAGUAUCCACAAAUACAUAAUUCUGAUAUAACGAAUAAAAACUAUCAUAAUUCUCCAAAUAGUGUAGUGAAAACCGAACCGAUACAUUGGCACAAUUAUCCGGACUACAGCAACCAAAUGAACUUGGAUAUGGUAAAUAAGUGGCGAGAAUUAAACUAUUAUUCGCAACAUAAUGGGUUCGAUCAACGAAAUAUUGCAUUAAAUACGUGCUACGAAGCUAAAAGCGAUGAAGUACGACCUGUGAAUUCUCCUGGCCAAUGUAGUGUAUCCGAGAACAGUUAUGGAUCACCUCAUAGUACGUCGAGCGUUAAUAAAUUAACAAACGCAGAUGAAGAAGAUUCACCAAAUUUAAGGGCUUUACUAACGAAAACUAACGACCGUAAGAUUUCGCCCUAUUACACAAAAUAUGACAAAACGUAUACUCACGAGGCUGCACCAAAAUACCGCAUGACUAAUGUUAAUGAUUGGGCAAAAACAAAACCUCAAGACACUGAUAGAAAUUUGCUUCAAUUUCACGGUGAAUUUCAAAACGGCGUGGAGGAUCAAACAAAAAUCAAGAGCCAAGACGCUAUUGGUGAGGCGCCGGUUUCAAAGGAGAGCGCGCCAUCAUCACGAGGCACCGAGGAGAGCUGUCAGGACGUGACGAGGGUCAGUGCAGGCGGGGACAAUGCGGAUUACGGAGAGAACAAAAUGGCCGCUGUUCCAGAUGUACAAGCUUUCUACCCAUGGAUGAAGAGCACCGGAGGUGAUGACAAGAGGGAAGGAUCAAAACGUACGAGGCAGACUUACACCCGCUACCAAACAUUAGAAUUGGAAAAGGAGUUCCAUUUCAACAAGUAUCUAUCAAGAAGAAGGCGCAUUGAAGUCUCCCACGCGCUCGGUCUUACUGAAAGGCAAAUUAAAAUUUGGUUUCAAAACCGUAGAAUGAAGGCAAAGAAAGACGGUAAGCUGUCGACCUCUCCCGACCCGUACGUUAUCGAAGAUAAUAUGCCAAAGUUAGGAAGCAUCUCUGAGUAUAUGGACACAAGGCAACAGAUAUCUAACUUAGGCGCCUAUACAAAUUAUCAUUUACAAAACGCACCUCCAAACUUAAAUCAUACUCCAGGUAAUAUAGCACAAAACUGUGUGAUGCCGAAUUAUGUAGACGGCUUAAUACAAAAUAUGUGA